AUGGGUGAAAAAGAUCCUGAUACAGUUAUAUCUGUUCAAGUUGAUUCAGACGGUGUUCUGCAGUUUCUUUUACUAACAAGUGGAGAUAUGCAGCAGGUGUUCGAUAUGUUUCCUGAAGUGCUAUUGAUUGACUGCACAUAUUGCACAAACAAAUUAAGAAUGCCUUUAUUCACUCUGUUAGUUGAGGAUGGAAAUGGAACAGGUCAGGCUGUUGGUUAUGCUUUCAUUGCACAAGAAACUGAAAACACUCUGCAUGAUGUGUUUUCAGAAAUUGAACUUAUACUGAAUCUUAACCAAGUAAAGGUUGUCAUUCUUGACAAGGACCUGAAAGAAAUAGGUGCAGUUUCCAAGGUUAUGCCUACAGCAGAAAUCCAACUGUGUUUAGCUAGUAUAGAAAAAGAUAAUCUAAAAAAAAUAUUUAAAUUGCUUGUGUAUGCAAAAUCAAAGAAAUUGUUUGAUAUAAAUUUGGGUCAUCUUGCUACAGUUGCACCAGAAGUUGUAAUGGCAUACUAUAACAAAAAUUGGGGCUUGCCACACCAAGUUAAGUAUUGGGCAUACUAUGAAACUAUCAAGUAUGUUAAUCUUGGUAAUACAACAAAUAACAGGUCCGAGUCCCAUAACCAAAAAAUUAAAAACAUAUUGUCUAGGAAAAUGUCUUUAGCAGAGGCAGUAAAAGGUAUCCUUUUGUUACAUACUUGUAAAUUUGAACAAAUGGCUCAUAUUGAGUUUAAUCAAUCUUUUAAAGAGCCAUAUAGAUUAGGUACUGAUGAAGAUGUAGUUACAGAUGAUAUUGUAAAAGUUCUAACUCAAUAUGCUGCUGGAAUUGUAAUUGCAGAAUUAAAAAAGUCUUGCACAGAUUUGUUAGUGUUAAAUAAAGUAUGUUCGUGUCCUUUGCAGGUUACUAUGAAACUUCCUUGCCGACAUACAAUGGCAGUGAAAAUAGUAAAUGGUGAUGCUAUUUUUAAAGCAGAUGAUGCAGGAGAGCGAUGGCAUUUAAGCUAUCAAAAAAAAAGUUGGCUUUCUCGUAAGACCAGAAGUUUGCAUAAUCAGGCUAAAAAUGUUUUUCAUUUUUAA
Hydra vulgaris (swiftwater hydra) is the source of this 1074-nucleotide messenger RNA. RefSeq lists its product as uncharacterized. NCBI's taxonomy places the organism in Eukaryota, Metazoa, Cnidaria, Hydrozoa, Anthoathecata, Hydridae. Gene Ontology annotation, molecular function: zinc ion binding. The record is from RefSeq and is a predicted model, not a curated record.